Molecule: messenger RNA, 1423 nt
Organism: Spodoptera frugiperda (fall armyworm)
Lineage: Eukaryota; Metazoa; Arthropoda; Insecta; Lepidoptera; Noctuidae
Gene: Desat1
Product: acyl-CoA Delta(11) desaturase
Exons: 4
Coding region: 172-1191 (339 amino acids)
Biological process (GO): unsaturated fatty acid biosynthetic process
Cellular component (GO): endoplasmic reticulum membrane
Molecular function (GO): iron ion binding; stearoyl-CoA 9-desaturase activity
Source: RefSeq, a predicted model, not a curated record
AAGGUGAAACUUCAACGAUAGUUUUACCACCGCUGUUGUCGAGGAAAUACUGUGCCUUGUUUAAUUCAUCUCUCUUCAACUUUGUGUUGGAGUCGACUGUCUUGAUUCGCGUGCGGAGCCUGCCACAGCGACCGUCCAGGACCUUUUCAAAAGCUGUAAAAGAAGUGAAAAAUGGCUCAAACUAUACAAACAACAACGAUUUUGGAACAAAAAGAGGAGAAAACAAUAACUCUGCCUCUGGUACCUCAAGCUGGAAAGAGAAAAUUCGAAAUAAUUUAUCCAAAUCUCAUUACAUUUACUUAUUGGCAUGUAGCUGGACUAUACGGCCUUUACUUGUGUUUCACUUCGGCAAAAUGGGCGUCAAUAUUAUUUGCAUUCUUUCUAUUCGUCGUAGCAGAAGUAGGAAUUACAGCUGGAGCCCACAGGCUUUGGUCGCAUAAAACUUAUAAAGCAAAACUGCCUUUAGAAAUUCUUCUCAUGGUGAUGAAUUCCAUUGCGUUUCAAAACUCGGCCAUUGAUUGGGUGAGAAACCAUCGACUCCAUCACAAGUAUAGUGACACUGAUGCCGAUCCUCACAAUGCCUCCCGAGGAUUCUUCUAUUCGCAUGUCGGUUGGCUGUUGGUGAGAAAACACCCUGAUGUCAAGAAAUUAGGAAAGAAACUUGACAUGUCUGAUAUUUAUAACAAUCCUGUGCUGAGGUUUCAGAAGAAGUACGCCAUACCAUUCAUCGGGGCAGUUUGCUUCGGUUUACCAACACUGAUACCAGUCUACUGUUGGGGAGAGACCUGGACUAAUGCCUGGCACAUCACCAUGCUGCGGUACAUCAUGAACCUUAACGUCACCUUCCUCGUCAACAGCGCAGCUCAUAUAUACGGAAAGAGACCUUAUGACAAGAAGAUUUUACCAGCACAAAACAUAGCCGUUUCCAUAGCAACAUUUGGGGAAGGUUUCCAUAAUUUUCAUCAUGUUUUUCCAUGGGAUUAUCGCACAGCUGAACUUGGAAACAAUAGUUUGAAUUUUACUACGAAGUUCAUUGAUUUCUUUGCUUGGAUCGGAUGGGCGUACGACCUGAAGACUGUCUCGAACGAAAUGAUAAAACAGAGGUCUAAAAGAACUGGUGAUGGAACUAAUCUAUGGGGAUUAGAAGAUGUGGAUACGCCAGAUGAUUUAAAAAAUACAAAAGGCGAAUAGGUUAAAGCCCUAACUCAAAACAGUGAGGAUUAUUGUGAUAUUUCGAUUUAAUUUAUUUUAAAUAAUUUUAAUAUUUUGGAUAACUGUUUUUAAUAAUAAAAAUAGUGUUUCGAUUAAAUUUCAAUUUAAUUAGAUUAGAUUGAAUUCUAUGAAUGUAGAUGCAUGAAGUUUUAUAAUGUUGCAUUUGUAUAAUUAUUUUAUUUAUUAAUUAAUAAAUUAAUUAACUUUUAAA